Pogonomyrmex barbatus (red harvester ant) is the source of this 3385-nucleotide messenger RNA. It is a transcript of the gene Hr96, whose product is annotated as Nuclear hormone receptor HR96. Lineage: Eukaryota; Metazoa; Arthropoda; Insecta; Hymenoptera; Formicidae. Gene Ontology annotation, molecular function: RNA polymerase II cis-regulatory region sequence-specific DNA binding; nuclear receptor activity; zinc ion binding. The record is from RefSeq and is a predicted model, not a curated record. Gene Ontology annotation, biological process: positive regulation of transcription by RNA polymerase II; negative regulation of transcription by RNA polymerase II; cell differentiation.
AACAUUCGUCGCAUUAAUUUCGGAGCCGAUAUAUUUAGCAAGAUCACUUAAGGACUCGCUAAUCUUGAAGGAGAAGAACGUUUGCAGUAAAUAAAUCGGAGAUAUAAGGUUCGGAUCCAAAUCACAUUGGGCGUUGGACGGCGCGCGGCGUGAGGAGUACGAGACGAGGUGGCUGUCACGCGAAUGAUAAACAGUCGCGAUCUGGCCUGACGGUGGACACCGCGUGAUAAACAAUGUUGACGUGAGUCAACGACGCUUCGCGGGCGACAACGCAAUUCGUCGCGCGGAGGAUCUCGAAAGGUGGAGAGAAAGAGAGGGGGGGAAAGCAGGAGAAGGCGCGAAGGAAAGAGAGAUUGGAGAACGAUGUUGCUUCCCAUCCGGUAGAUAAAAACGUGCUAAUCGCCGCUCGCGAGAACGCCGCCCCAGGAGCAAUGGACGAUGAACAGCCGGCGAGGGAGGCCAACAAGAUCUGCGGAGUCUGCGGCGACCGGGCGCUCGGCUAUAACUUCAACGCCGUCUCCUGCGAGAGCUGCAAGGCCUUCUUCAGGAGAAACGCGCUCAAGAACAAGGAUUUUAGAUGUCCGUUUACGGAAAAUUGUAACAUCUCACCUAUAACCAGACGUUUUUGCCAAAAAUGUCGCCUGGACAAAUGCUUCAGUAUUGGUAUGCGCAAGGAAUACAUAAUGUCCGAGGAGGAUAAAGUAUUGAAGCGUAAAAAAAUCGAAAAAAAUCGUGCGAAAAAACGAUCACAGACCGAGAAUGACAAAACGUCGAAGAUCAAAAAAGAUUGCAUGGAUGACUAUACGUUCGAGGAUACGUCGAUGUCGAUCAAUUUGGCCGGCUCGACGAUGUCAGAGACGUAUUUUUGGGAGUCUAACAGAAAAUAUACAGACUUGGACGGCAACAAGCAGAACACUGUCGAAAGUAUGAGUCCGGUGACAGCGGUGAGCGUACCGAGUCCUUCGAGUCCGCCGGAAAACACGAACAUCGCUGAAACGAAGACGUUGGAUAUGCUGAAGGAAUCCGUUCAUGGUUCAAGAUCUAAUCUCGCCAGCCGUACAAGGUUCACGGAUUUCAACAUGUCGUCUCAGAAUGUAGGGAUGGACAAGAACUCUCCUUCGAAUUCGGGGAAAUAUGAGCAGAAUCCGCGGCAGUUAAGUUCAGAAUUUGUAGAUGUUAACCGCGAAUCGUCGAGGUACAGCUCUGCAUUCGAAGAAAACGUGCAUAGCUACUCCAAAUUUGAUCAAACUCGCGAACAGAAUUCUCCCGUAUACGAUAAUUCGCUAGCAUCAUACAGUGGAGCAAGUCGAUCUACUCCGAAUUCGCCGCAUAUGCAACUCGCGAAGGAUGAGGCAUCGAUAUGCCAGAAGCCGAAGGAAACGUGCUCGAGCGGAAAUAAUUUAAUCGUCAAGUUUAAGCAAGAUCCUGGUUUGCUCACGAAGUUUGUCAAUAAUCCAAAUUUAGUAGCAAAGAUAUUUCAGGAUCGGAGAGUAAUAAUGAAGAUUAUGACCGAUCCUGAUAUGGUUACAUGUUUGGCGGCAGAUCCGCAUAUAACACAAUUCUUGGAGGAACACGACGCAAUUGAUACAACGAUUACCGAGCGCGACCGUGAUAUCAAAACGAAAGGUCAGCCGAAAGAAGGUAGCUCAAUUCCGAUAAAUAGUGAUAGCUUGAGCGAUAAUACCGUUAGGCAUGUGCCGAAAGCUAAAGGAAGUCACGUGGAAAAUCCAAUCCUGACGGAUCUAAUUACGAAUCGUAAUGCGGAGGAAGGCAAAAAUCAAAAUUUGGAAUCUAAUACAAAUACGGAUUGGAACAAAAAUACAGCCGAUGUUACUAGGGACGUUCUUCAGGACGUACAAAGGAUACCUAUUGCUGCUAACUCUAUAGAAUCUAUCUUAUGUGAAGCCAUCAAGUUAGAAUAUUCAGCAUUUUCUAGUUUUGGUGGUAACCAAAGCAGUAGAGAAUUAAAUGAUGCCGAAAGAGCGAAAUUGAACGAGUUGAUAGUUGCUAACAAAGCAUUAUUAGCUCCAUUAGAUGAUGACAUAACGAACUUGGUUGGUGAAGAAUGCAAAUUCAAGAAUAAUUUUGGGCAAUCUGAUCCAAUGUUGCUAGACGUUAUAAAUUUAACAGCCAUAGCCAUUAGACGCUUGAUAAAGAUGUCAAAGAAAAUAAACGCCUUCAAGAAUAUGUGUCAAGAAGAUCAGUUAGCUUUGUUGAAAGGCGGCUGUACAGAAAUGAUGAUUUUAAGAUCAGCCAUUAAUUACGAUCCUGAUAAAGAUAUGUGGAAGAUACCUCAUAGCCAAGAAAGCAUGUCAAAUAUUAAAGUCGACGUUUUGAAGGAAGCAAAAGGCAAUUUAUACGCGGAACAUGCGAGAUUUGUCAGAACAUUUGAUCCCCGGUGGCGAGAUGAAAAUAUCAUUUUGAUUUUAAGCGCAAUCGCUCUGUUUACUCCAGAUAGACCGAGAGUUGUGCAUGGUGAUGUUAUUAAAUUAGAGCAGAAUUCAUACUAUUAUCUCCUUAGACGAUAUCUGGAGAGUGUUUAUCCUGGAUGCGAAGCUAAGUCUACGUUCCUCAAAUUAAUACAGAAGAUUUCUGAACUCCAUAAACUAAAUGAUGAAGUUGUGGGAGUUUACUUGAAUGUCAAUCCAUCCAGUGUAGAGCCGCUGCUUAUAGAAAUAUUUGAUUUAAAACAUUGAUCAUUAAUUUGUAACAUUACAAAUUUUAUUUUGUGCAUAUAAUAAGAAAAUUGAAUUAACGCAUUUAUGCUGCAAUAUAUUUCGACUAGCCAACAGAAUCACGCGAUAUUUAUGAAUGAUAUUUAUGCGAUUAUAUUAUAUUUAUGUAAUUAUAAGUAAACUUGCACUGCAUUGCCUCCUUAUAUACAUAAUAUAGAGUGCUUUCUAUUUAAUGACAUAAAUCGACAUAAAUGUGUUAUUUUCUUUGACAUUAAGUAACAAGGACAAAACAAUAAGCCUGUCGGCUUAUGUCAGCAAAUCGAAAGUACCCAUUGUAUAGUAAUAAAUUUUUAAAUAUCUUCAAACGAAUAGAAUGAAGAUUAUAGUAUAAAAUAUUGGAUACAUACUAUGAAACUAUUCAGAAUGAAUUCCGAUCAAAAUUGUUCAGUUAUUUCCUAGAUUUCUAUUAUCCUUUUUAAAAGAAAUGAAAUCCAAUUGAAAUUCAUUCUGAACAUAUUCCUUAAAAUAUUUCAUUAUAAAACUGAGACGCAACUGCAUUUGCUGCGUAAAAAUUAUCAUGAGUCAACUGCGUAGGUAUAAGAUAUAAACAUUGUUACAAAUGGAUAUCGAUGUCUGUUGUAACUUAGAAGUUUUUGCCGCAAAUCAAACGAGCAAUUUACGCAUUGUUUCAAAUAAAUAAUGUUAAUUAA